AUGCGGUUCCCGUUGGACUCUCUGGUCGGCGGUAGGCCCAAAGCAGUAAUUCAGGUUAUGUGAGCACAAUUUCCUUGCAAUACCCCGGACGGUCCAACAGCCCUGUGCGUGGGAGCUUCCCCUCUCCGCCAGUCCACCCCCCUUGUCGGGGUCCAGCGCGCUGAGACUCUGUCAGAUGUGGCAGAGACGUGUCAAACUCGAGACCUCAACAGUCUCGUUUUCCGCUCUACCGUUCUAAAGAUUCUGGUGACUUGACGGUUUAGGAAUUCAACUUCCCCGUCCAAGUCAUUUUAGCCGUGGCCCCGAGAGAGGCAUACUCAACUAAGCAUGGACGUAUUCCGCUUCUUCCGUCCGUCAGGAGAACCCAAAGAGGACCGCGCUGGGAAACGGCGAGCCCAGGUGCGGCGGGCACAGCAGACCUACCGUCUCCGCAAGGAUCAGUACACCAAAUCUCUCGAGAAUGAAGUCAGCCGUCUGCGAGCUGUCGAGACGGACCUGUUGCACGAGACUCGGCAUCUCCAUGACACCAUUCAAACACUCGGAAACCUCCUCGCCGAUCGUGGAGUAGAUGUCAACCUGCACGUACCGACUGCCCCAGCCAGCGAUGGAAGACAGACAUGGCCAAACACGCCUCUCGCUGGCAACCACCUUCUGACGGAACAACCCCAAGGCCCUCAAGGUGCCCAACUCGGCGCGCCUCGGGUUCUGCCAGCUGACGAUGCAUCCUCUUUCUGGCCGGAAUUCUGGCAGGACCCCCGUUCCGUGAACGGCUCCGUCGUCUCUCCCGAAUACCAGACUCCCAGUCCGAACGGCCGCCAAGUCGUUGCCAUUCCCGCAGUGCCCAACCACCACAAACCCCAACAUGACGAUACCGACACAACCACCACCAUGGGAAUGGAGUUCGUCCUAGCCCUCGAAGCGCCCUGCCUCCCCCACCUCCACGGCGACCCGUCCAACCCCUCCCAGCCCUGCGGCCACGCCCUCACCGUCUCCUCCCAACUCCUCGCCAUCUCCCCCGCAGCAGCAACCCACCCCGGUCACGGCCACGGCCACGGCCACGGUCCCCACCCACAAUCCUCCUGGCCCGACCUCUCCUCAUCCCCGCCGUCACCGCCGUCGCCGCCAUCCCCCAAGACGAUGCACGAUGCUUGUGCCAAGACGCCCGCGUCUAUUCUUGAUCGUUUGUUGACCUUGUCGGCGGGCCUGGAUGUGGCGGCUGAUGAGGUCACGCCGGUGCGGGCGUGGCAUAGGGUUCGGGGUUUGCCGGGGUUUGAGGGGCUGGGGCGGGAGGGGGUGAGGGUGUUGAUGGGGAAGUUGGGGGCGGUUGUUAAAUGCCAUGGAUUUGGGGCCGUGGUUAAAGAAGCCGUCUUCGAGAAUUUGCUGCGGGAGGUGUUUACGGAGAGGCGAAAGAGGAUCUAACUCGUUUGAGCUAAAAUGUCGGCAUACCUAAGCUAUCCCACGACAUCCAUGGAGAUGGAAGUCAAAACAUUUGCUUUCUCCGGAGUGGCUGUGAGAGGAGCGACCGCUCUCGAUUUCCCUGGUAU
Chaetomium fimeti is the source of this 1544-nucleotide messenger RNA. RefSeq lists its product as uncharacterized. Gene Ontology annotation, cellular component: RNA polymerase II transcription regulator complex. Gene Ontology annotation, biological process: regulation of DNA-templated transcription. NCBI's taxonomy places the organism in Eukaryota, Fungi, Ascomycota, Sordariomycetes, Sordariales, Chaetomiaceae. Gene Ontology annotation, molecular function: transcription cis-regulatory region binding; DNA-binding transcription activator activity, RNA polymerase II-specific. Bases 328 to 1419 code for a protein of 363 amino acids. The record is from RefSeq and is a predicted model, not a curated record. The transcript has 6 exons.